Brassica oleracea var. oleracea is the source of this 1133-nucleotide messenger RNA. Its product is annotated as caffeic acid 3-O-methyltransferase-like. The record is from RefSeq and is a predicted model, not a curated record. Gene Ontology annotation, biological process: methylation. Lineage: Eukaryota; Viridiplantae; Streptophyta; Magnoliopsida; Brassicales; Brassicaceae. Bases 33 to 1133 code for a protein of 366 amino acids. Gene Ontology annotation, molecular function: O-methyltransferase activity; protein dimerization activity; S-adenosylmethionine-dependent methyltransferase activity. The transcript is spliced from 4 exons.
UGCAUUCUCCAACUGAAAAAAAGUUGUAGCAAAUGAAUUCUCUACAAAAAUCCGGAGGGUCUUCGAACGAAGAAGAAGAUAUGUUACUAGCCAUGCAACUUUGCGGCAUAGAAUUCAUCGCUUACGGUGUAAAAACUGCAAGAGAAUUAGAUUUGCUCGAAAUUAUGGCUAAAGCCCGGCCCCUAGGGACCCAUCUCUCAACGUUGUAUUUGGCAUCAAAGGCUGCACCAAAUAAUCCAGACGCUCCGAUGAUGAUUGAUCGAUUGCUACGGCUCCUUGUUGCAUAUUCGGUGUGCACAUGUAAAUUAGUGAAAGACGAAAAAGGAAGAGAGUCAAGGACAUACGGACUAGGAAACGUUGGAAAGAAGUUCAUCAAAGAUGAACAUGGAAUUUCUAUUGCGCCCUAUGUGCUUUUCCAUUGUUCACAUACCAAAGGAGUUACAUGGUCUUACCUCACGGAGUCAAUACUAGAAGGCGGAGCAUCGGCGUGGGAGAAAGCUAAAGGGGCAUUGGUAUUUGAAUACAUGAAGGAAAAUGAAAGUCUCAAGGAAGAUUUCAACGAGUCUAUGAUGAGCCAUACGACAAUAGUAAUGAACAAAAUAUUAGAGAAUUACGAUGGGUUUGAGAGUUUGAGGGAUUCCACGUUGGUAGAUGUAGGAGGUGGCAUAGGCACUAAUCUUGGCCAAGCACUCUCCAAGUUCCCACAUCUGAAAGGUAUCAACUUUGAUUUGCCUCACAUCGUCUCGAAAGCUCCCCAAAUUCAUGGCGUGGAACAUAUUGGUGGUGAUAUGUUUGAUGAAAUUCCACGAGGCCAAGCCAUGUUGAUGAAGUGGAUACUUCAUGAUUGGAGCGAUGAAAAAUGUGUGGAGAUAUUAAGAAACUGCAAGAAAGCAAUACCAGAAACUGGAAGGGUAAUCGUAAUCGAGACGAUAGUCCCUAGGGAAGUAAACAACACUGAUAUAGCAACCAAGAAUGCACUACAUUCAGAUAUAGGGAUGAUGUGUUUAACGCGUGGGGGCAGAGAGAGAACCAAAGAGGAAUUUGAAGUAUUAGCUAUGAAAGGCGGAUUUAAACUCCCAAAUUUUAUUUAUGGUGCUUACUCUUUUUGGGUCCUUGAAUUAUAUCCAAAGUGA